Messenger RNA from Cercospora beticola, 1530 nucleotides. It is a transcript of the gene JID1, whose product is annotated as Jid1p. Lineage: Eukaryota; Fungi; Ascomycota; Dothideomycetes; Mycosphaerellales; Mycosphaerellaceae. The record is from RefSeq and is a predicted model, not a curated record.
CUCAUGCUCCUACCAUGAGCUGCUGUACAUAUCUCAAUGGUCUUGACAACCCGUAGCUGCAGUGCUCUCCUCGCGACCGCCCAUAGCCUUCCGUCCAUCUCAAUAUCGUCGACGUCAUCGUCUCGAGGCCAACGAGCAGGCACACGACCAGCAACAUGUCGCGUGGGCGGGUAUGCCACGCUGGCCGGUGAUGCAAGAGAUAUCGGAGAACAGCCAGAAGGGCGACAAUGGGAACACAAAUGGCCGGACGCGCCGAAAGGCCAGAAACAUCCAACGCCAUACCAGAUCUUUGACAUGAAGCAUGAUGCGAAGUACUCCAAAGCAGGAUACUACAAGCUCGUCAAGCUGUACCAUCCAGAUCUACAAGUUCAUAGUGUUGGAAGCACAAGGGGCAACAAUGAAGUCUCAAACGCAGCAAAAAUGGAGCGAUACCGGUUGAUCGUAGCUGCACAUACGAUUCUUUCAGAUCCUGUCAAACGCAGCGCAUACGACCGAUUUGGAGCUGGCUGGAACGGGAAAGCAGAAGUUGGAAAUCGAGAUACCUGGGCACAACCUUCACCUUUCCAUCCGGCUGGACCUUUCAGUCAGAGCUGGCAUGACCCAUCAGAUCCUGUGUGGCAAAAUGCUACUUGGGAAGAUUGGGAGAGAUAUCACGAUAACAAGUCAAAUCCCACGAAAAAGGCGCCUGUGUACAUGAAGAAUUCCUACUUCCUGGCUGUGGUGAUUGCGCUGGCGAUCAUGGGUAGCAGCUUAAAUGUGCAGAGAGCACAAGAGAAUGGGAAUUAUAUUGUGGAGUCUCGAGAUCUGGUGCAUGAUCGAGCAUCGAAGAAUCUGCGACAAGUGAGGAAAGAGGUGAAAGGUUUGUCGAACAGACGGGACCGAAUUGAUUUCUUCAUGCGGCAGCGCGAGGCCGCGAUGGGUGGGACCGUCAGUGAACAUCAAGCAUUGAGGGACGAGAGAGCUAGCCGGCUACUGAAAGAUCAAGAAGUCUGCUCCAGCGAGGAGGUUAGAGAACGAGGGACGUGAAACAAUGGAGACUGAGUCAUUGAUUCCUCCUACUGGGGGCCGAAAGCAUGCCAAACUUAUGGCCAUUCCCCUUCUACGGGUCAUCACUGCGGACAGCCGACCAAAAACAUGCCCAGCAUCGAUGUCGUUCGAUGUAUCCGCGCCACUGCGACCUGGAAACUUCACAGUCGCAAAGCACUGCACAUAGCAUGGCACCUCCGUGCAAGAAAGACAAAGUGAGAGAGAACAAUCGGGAAAAAGCUUAUGAUCCAGCCAACCUGUAUGAAGACGCGAGUGAAAGGACCGAGUAGGAACUUCCUGCUAGGUGUCUGCACAUUAAGAGCAGAACUAUGCAAGGAGGCAAAGCGAGGCACAGGGAAAUCAACAUUCAGUUCUUACUGAAGCACAAGGGCGGCAACGAGGCACAUGGGAUACAAUAAUUCAGUCCUCUACUGAAGCACAUGGGGAGCAAAGAGGCAAAUACGAAAGACGACGUAUAUCAAAACCAAUUGAGACAACAUUGAA